AUGUCCAAAGCAUCUCUCGUCGCCCUGAGCGAGGAACUCAGUCCGUAUAUUGAAGGGCAAACAACAAACAUGAGGGCACCAAUUACUACACUCAAAAGGGUUGCGUUAACUCUGUAUUAUUUGAGCGACGAGGGACGGCUAAGGAAGACUGCUAACGCCUUCGGCGUGUCGCGACAGGCUGUGUCUGUUGUUGUCAGGCAAACUUGCAAAGCGAUCGCUGUCCACCUGGGUCCAAAGUACAUUAAGUUGCCUUUUAUGGAGUCCGAGGCCGAGGAUCUGGUUUUGCGUUUCCAUCGUGCUCAUGGCAUGCCACAGUGUUUGGGAGCGGUCGACGGCACACACAUAGAAAUCAAGCAGCCGUCUACCAACUCAAUGGACUACAUCAACAGGAAAGGCAAACAUUCUCUCAAUGUACAGGCGGUCUGUGAUUAUAAGUACAGAUUUAUGGCUGUUGUGAUAAAGUGGCCCGGGAGUGUACACGAUGCACGGGUUUUUGCUAAUUCAAAGCUUAACCUGUACUUUAAGACUGGCCAGAUCCCUCCUCUGAAAAAACAGAUUGUGGACAACGAGGAGGACAUACCAAUUUAUCUUCUUGGUGACCCAGCCUACCCUCUGCUGCCUUACUUGAUGAAGGAAUAUGCAAACGGUGGCUCCACACCUCAAGAACAGUACUUUGGGCUAAGUUUGUGUAGGGCACGGAUGGUCAUUGAGUGUGCUUUUGGUCGUCUCAAAGCCAGAUUUGCUGCACUGAAAAGGCCUAUGGACAUCAACUUGAAGGACCUGCCCUUUGUCAUUUAUGCCUGCUUUGUUCUCCACAAUUUUUGUGAAAACUGUAAGGAGACUGUGGCUGAACACACUGUGUUGGGAACGAUGCAAGGUGAUAAAGACUUACAGCCUCCUACACAGUGCAACAACUACCUCACAGACUGUAAUGAAGGAGAAGGAAAGAGAGUGAGGAGAGUACUCACAAAGUACCUUGACCCUUAA
Messenger RNA from Rhinichthys klamathensis goyatoka, 987 nucleotides. RefSeq names its product putative nuclease HARBI1. The transcript has a single exon. NCBI's taxonomy places the organism in Eukaryota, Metazoa, Chordata, Actinopteri, Cypriniformes, Leuciscidae. The record is from RefSeq and is a predicted model, not a curated record. The coding region runs from base 1 to 987 and encodes 328 amino acids.